Messenger RNA from Etheostoma spectabile (orangethroat darter), 1075 nucleotides. It is a transcript of the gene cgref1, whose product is annotated as cell growth regulator with EF-hand domain 1. The record is from RefSeq and is a predicted model, not a curated record. Lineage: Eukaryota; Metazoa; Chordata; Actinopteri; Perciformes; Percidae. The coding region runs from base 250 to 1032 and encodes 260 amino acids. Gene Ontology annotation, molecular function: calcium ion binding. The transcript has 7 exons.
GGCACGAGGUAGCCUGUGCAAACUAACUGACACGACAGUGGCGCUGAACUUCCACGUGGACCCGGUCAUUGACCAAAACACUCCGGUCUCCGUGACAGCCGGGGAGCGCGCCUGCCACCGCCGUUGCGCAGUGCAGACUGGGAGGCGCGAGCGAGCAAGGCGGUGCGGGGCAGAGGUGUUAUCCAGAUGUGAACCUUAAAACGCAAACCUGCCCGAUUUAAAGUUUUUUUUACUGUCCACACAUCAACUAUGCAGACAGGUGUGCUCAUGGAGUCUCACCUGGGCAGGUUGGUCCCAUGUGUCCUGUCCCUGUACCUGUUUAUACACUUGUGCCAGGCUGCACCAGGUCUACCCGGGACACAAAGGGAGGAAUCAGUCAAUGUCCACCCCGCUGCAGUAGCGCUAGCCAAUCCUUUCGGCACCAGAGAUGAUGACCACAGAUUGCUAAAAAGUUACAUCCAAUCCAGUCUGAAGGAGGGCCAAGGAGGACCAGAAAUUAGCACCUGGGAGCAAGAGGUGUUCUUCCUGUUUCGUCUUUAUGAUUACGAUCGCAGUGGGCUCCUGGAUGGCUUGGAGAUGAUGAAGCUAAUUUCAGAGUACAACUCCCAUCAUACCCCUGGAACACAGGCCAAUGAACCGGUGGUGUCUAUGGUAGAUUUCUUACUCCAGACUCAGGAUCUAAACCAGGACGGCCUAUUGGCCCCAUCCGAGCUGCUGUCUCCUUCAUUACCUCACACACAGGACUCCAGCAACAACAAUGCACCUCACCAGAAGCAGGAAGUGGCAGCAGAGGAGAAGCUGUCCAACCCAAGCACUCACGAGGGAAAGGCAGGCACAGCAGAGCACAGAGAGGAGAAUGAGAAGGUGCAGCCUGAUGAGGAAGAGCAAUCUCAACAGGAAGUAAAGACAGAAGAAGAGGAGCUCAUAAAUCAAGUAGACGAACAGCAUGGACAGCAAAUCCCAGAAGCCCCAGCAGCAGAACAGGAACAGGACCACAAAGUGCCUGUUCAUCAGGGGCAACCAGAGAUGUGAAUGUACAAACACACACACACACACACACACACACACACACACA